AUGAGUGAUGAAUCUGUGCAUGAGAGACUUUAUAGCGGAAAAAGUUCUUCAAGAAAUCUUACUAUCAAAGACACUAAAAUUUCUGGGCUUUCGAAUCUAAUAACUUCUUGGAGUAAGACAAGCAAGAGGAGUAAAGGAAAAUUUACCAACAAGAUAAAAGCCUAUAAAUCCUUCCAGGAGUUACCUUUGGUGGGUAGGAAUGCUAAACUGUUGAAGGAAUUUUCAGGAAAUCAAAAGUUCUCUAAAGAAAGAAGAAAAUCUUCAAAAUCUAAAGAAAGGAGAAAAUCUUCAAAAUCUAAAGAAAGUCCCUUAGCAGUAUCUAUUUCGAACAAACUAUACUCUGACGCUAUUCAGAGAAAGAAGGUAAAGGGUAAAAAGCCCAAGAUAGCCGCUCCAAAGAAGAGAGUCAGUACCAAAUCUAAUAAGCUGCUUUUUCAAAGAUUCUUGGAGGACUUUGAGUUAGUGUCAAGAGUCAGGAAAAUCAGAAAAUCGAAUGUCUCAAUUCUGGACAAAAGAUCUAAAACAAACAUCAAAAUCGAUAAGGUUCUUGGCUACCAAGAAGUAGAAAUGUUCUGAAAGGAUCUCGGGUUCCUUUCCGAAGGAUUUCAGAACAACGAAGAGAAGAUACUAUUCGUAGAUCUAUGGGCUUGCCUUCAUGGAGAUAUUCAUGGGGGUGUAUCUCAAACUAAUUUGAAGAUCCUUCUAGCAGCCAUACAAGGUUUUAAGAUUGACAUCUCAGCUGAUAGAAAAAUGAAAAAUUAUAUGACCUCAGAGACCCAUUCUCAUGAGGAAGAGAAGUAUAGCAGCAAGAGCUCGUGUCACAGUAAUCAUCUUACUGAUAAACAAAAGCAUGGAAAUCAUAAUUAUUCAGAUUCAAGAGACACUACAAAGUUUAUAUGCUUCGAAGUUGGGGAGUUUAUUAACGAAAUCUUGCACCUUGACGACAAGGACAUCAAGAGAUGUCAAAAAUAUUUCAUUCUGCUGUCAAGAAAUCGUUCGAAGUUUUUAAAAGAAAGGAAAAGAGAAAGAUAUGAUAGUCGGAAGAAGAACGAUUCCCCAUCUUAUAAACCAAAGAUUAAUACACAUUCUGAAACUCUAGUUAAAGGAAUUUUAGACAACCUGAGCGAGAACAAGAUCCCACAUUAUGAACUUCUUCUUUACAAAGGUAAAGAAUAUCAGAAAAACAAGGCAAAGCUUAUAAAGCAGAAGGAGUUGCUUGAGAUGAAAUAACAGCAAGAAGUUAUCUAAGAGGUGUCGGAAAUACAAGCCUCUCCAGUAUCAAAAGGAAACUAUCAUCGAUUAUUUAGACGAAGCUUAUGAAGAUGGCUCUGAAGUCCUUCUAAAACUAAGCUAUGACAUGUUAGAAAAUGAGAAUAAUGUUGAAAUCUCUAAUACAGAGCUGUCAGAAAUCCAUGACGAUGUAGUUUUAGAAGAAGAUAACCAAAGGUCAGAAGACACUUUCUCCCAGAGAUUACAGAAUUUAGAGGAUGAAGAUAUACUUCCCUCAGAGAAAGAGAAGGAGAUUGAGCCAAAUCGAUACCCAAUCUUGUACGUUGAUAUCAACCUUGGAGAUAACCAUAUUGAAAGAAUAACCAUUUUUGAAGAGGAUGAUAUUGAACAAGUAGCAAAGGAAUUUGCAGAAACUCAUAACCUUAAUGACAAGAUGUAUGACAAAUUACAGAGGAUGUUGCAAAAUCAGAUGGCUGGGAUUCUUAGUAGGAUUAAUGAAGAAGUUGAGGAGCUUGAAGGUAACUCUAUUGAAAAAUAAAAUUCUAUUUUUGAA
Molecule: messenger RNA, 1783 nt
Organism: Moneuplotes crassus
Lineage: Eukaryota; Ciliophora; Spirotrichea; Euplotida; Euplotidae
Source: the annotation of a GenBank genome assembly